AAUUGUCCAGGUAACCUCAACAUUCUCCGGACAUCAUACAUCUUUGUUUAUAAAUCUGCAGAUAGGUGGAAACUAUCCGAUCAACAUGUUUAAUUCACUCCAUGCGGGUUGGGAGGACAGGGAAGCCACGAUGGUGAAUCUGAAAAACGUAUCUCCUCCAAGUGAAGGAAUACGGUACAAUCAAGGUGAAAUCACCGCUGUUUGGAAUGGCGAAGGGCUUGGACCAGGAACUCUGUACAUUGCAGAAACAUGUGUAUCAUGGUUCGAUGGGUCUGGAAUGGGGUUUAAUUUGAAAUACACGUCAAUCAGUCUCCAUGCAAUCUCACGCGAUUUUACCGCGUACCCAGGAGAGCACCUGUACGUCAUGGUCAACACCAAUCUCAACGGUAACUGUGAGAAGUGUGCGGAGGAAGAGGAUAAUGAGAGUACUGAUGAUGACUGCGACGCUGAUUCCAUAAGUCCUGUUACAGAGAUCUGUUUUGUGCCCAGUGAUAAGGCUACCUUGGAGUCCAUGUUCUCAGCCAUCUCUGAAUGCCAGGCCCUGCACCCUGACCCUGAAGACUCCGACUCUGACUUUGAGGGAGAUGAGUACGACGUUGAAGAAGCUGAACAGGGUCAGAUAGACCUGCCCACAUUUUACAACUUUGAGGAGGGUCUGUCCCAGCUCACCCUGGAGGGCCAGGCCACCCUGGAAAGACUGGAGGGGAUGCUGGCCGACUCUGCAUCCCAGAAACACCACUGCAUGGCCGGGGUAAGGCCCGAGGACACCCCAACGGGAUGCUGCAAUGAGUCUGGUGCAGUAGGGGUCUCAGGACAGUUUGAAGACACCAACGUUGAUCAUUGAAGAACGUCAUGAACAUCAUUGACCAAGAAGUCUAGUACACAAAGGAGAGAAGCAUCGGUGAGGGACUUGAUGUUCUGCUGUCACCGAAUCAGGCUGAGCUGUGAGCAAGCAACUGUUAUGUUCCAGUCAGACACACUGUGAAAAAUACAGUGCCUCAACAACCACCCUGUGGAGCAAUUCAUGGUGUGGACUCCACCACUAUUAGCUCUGACAGGAUGCAAGUGUGGAAAACGCACAAAAUAUAUGGCAAGAGUUAAAAUUGUGUUUUGUGUGUUACGGUUUGAUUGAGGACAUAGUGGCCUCUGGGCAUUUAGCCAACUGGAGACUAUUAAAGUGCUUCGUUCCUCCGCCGUGCUAUCAGGACAAUCCAUUACCUCAAGAAAAUCCAGUCUGCUCUCUGCAUCAGUGACUUUAGUAGUGCUGAGUGAUUAUUGCUUUUUGAGGUUGGUUGGUUUCGGUUCGAUUAUUACAAAAUUAUUAUGGAUUUUUGGUUUUCAAUAUUUAAAAACAUUAAAUGCACAAUACAUUACGUGGGUUGAAUGCUGUAACAACACAGAAUAAAACAAAAGUGCCACGAUGGUGUGAAAAUGUUUAGGAGGAAAAUGUUAUCAAUGUAGCUCAUAAAAAUGACAACAUUCAUUAUUUAAGAGUUCAAUUUACACAAAUGAAGUAAGUUUAGUAUGACAAACAGUAGGCACAAUUGAUACUGAUGCUCCUUGGAAUCAUUGGUAACCCAGUACCGGUAACUCAUGACAGUACUUUUGAGUGCCCAUACAUAGACCAACAUACAGUACUGUAUAAGUGUGUGAAUCUAUUAAAUAAACCAUUUGAAAGUUGAUUACAUCUAAACUGAUC
Messenger RNA from Oncorhynchus nerka (sockeye salmon), 1699 nucleotides. RefSeq names its product methylosome subunit pICln-like. Gene Ontology annotation, cellular component: plasma membrane; pICln-Sm protein complex; cytosol. The transcript has 7 exons. The record is from RefSeq and is a predicted model, not a curated record. The coding region runs from base 86 to 844 and encodes 252 amino acids. NCBI's taxonomy places the organism in Eukaryota, Metazoa, Chordata, Actinopteri, Salmoniformes, Salmonidae. Gene Ontology annotation, biological process: cell volume homeostasis; chloride transport; mRNA cis splicing, via spliceosome.